Messenger RNA from Phymastichus coffea, 2192 nucleotides. Its product is annotated as sperm-associated antigen 6-like. The transcript has 10 exons. Gene Ontology annotation, biological process: cilium movement. The record is from RefSeq and is a predicted model, not a curated record. Gene Ontology annotation, cellular component: microtubule cytoskeleton. Bases 600 to 2192 code for a protein of 530 amino acids. Gene Ontology annotation, molecular function: microtubule binding. NCBI's taxonomy places the organism in Eukaryota, Metazoa, Arthropoda, Insecta, Hymenoptera, Eulophidae.
UGGUCGAGUGCAUAUUAGAUAGGCCCCCCUUUACGUUAUUUUAUUGCCAAGAGUGUGGUAAGCAUUGCUAUAUUGCCAAGCGUGUGGUAUAGUAAAGCUUCGAUCCUCCGUCGCCGAAAAAAGAAUGUGUACGAAAUUUGUACAAGAAUAUAUACGAAAUUUCUAUACAAUAUUCGAAUAAAAUUCGCACAACAAUUUUGUAUAUAUUCUCGUACAAAUUUUGUACAUAUUCUGUACAAAACUUGUACAGCUAUUUUCAGUGGGAAUAAAAUAUAAAUUAUUACAUGUUAAUUAUUACAUUCAUUUUCCCAAUUUUAAUUACACAACACUGCUCACGGAUGAUGUACGCGCGCUUAGCAAGUUUCUUGUAGAACUAAAAAAUUAAAACCAUGGUUACUCUCCUGUUGUGUAUUGUAUUAUAUAUAUACUAUACUACGUAUAAUCAUAAUCAGGAUUCUCGUUUUUGUACAUAAGUCUUAAUCCAUAUAAUUUAAUUAAUGAUUUUCAAUAAAACAUUUAAAAUUAAACUUAAUUAACGACAUUUUCAACAAUUAUUGUACAAGUAAUAAGAAUAAUAACAUAGAAUUGAAAUCUUAAAUAUGACCCCCUGCAUUAUUCAUGAGACAUUAAAUCAGUAUCAAAAGUCAAGGAUUCUUUUUGUACAGGCAAUUAGUCGAAUUGCUUUGCUGCAUCAACACAUUGAAUAUUUCAAUGAAGUGGAUAUUUUAGAUCUCCUUUGUCCUUUAUUAUAUGAUGUCUUGCCAUUAGUGAAACAAUUUACAGUUAUUGCUCUUGCAAGAUUAGCUAAUCAAGACUAUAUGAUUGCUUCUUUGAUUUCAAAAAAAAUAAUCUUCUCCCAGUUACUGGAAAAUAUACAGAAACAAUCCGAAUUUUAUAAACAAUCAGUUUUAUUUCUUUUGCGAAUGUUGAUGAAACAUUCUGUUGAAAUAACUUUGACAGUAAUAUCACAAGGUGGUAUGGAAGCAAUAAAUUUAUGUUUGCAAGAUUUUAAUUCUGAUAUAAGAAAAUCAGCUGCUUGGACUAUAGGCUACGUUGCACGACAUAACGAAUAUUUAGCAUUGGCAGUUGUAGAAACUGGUGCUGUUUCACUAUUAGUAUCUUGUCUGCAAUCAUCUCAAUCCGAGCUAAUACAAAGCACUUCAUCAGCAUUGUGUGAUAUUAGUAAACAUACUUCUGAGUUGGCCCAGGCAGUCAUUGAUGCUGGUGCUAUUCCACUUUUAGUAAAAAAUAGUUCAAUAGAAGAUACAAAAUUAAAUCACCAAACCUUAUUGACACUUGUUUGUAUUGCAAAACAUUCAGUACAACUAUCUAAUACUAUUGUACAAUCUCAACUACUUUCAGAUAUAUUUUCUUAUGAUAAUUUCACUGAUAAUUAUAUCACAAAAACUGCAACAAAUUUAGUUAAAGAAAUAUCUAAACAUGGUGGUGAACUUGUUGAAUGCAUGUUCACUGAAGAAGGUAUUAAAUUUCUCAUUCAAGUUAUGAGUAGUACAAAUACACCAACAAUAUUAUCAGCAAUUUUGGCUCUUGGAUAUGCUGCUGGGUAUUCUAAUAGAAUAGCAAUGAAUAUUAUUGAAAUGAAGGGGUUGCAUAGCUUAGCAAAAGUCUUCAGAACUCACAGUGACUUUCAUACAUUUGCUAUUAGCAUUUGGGCUGCAGGACAAAUAGGCAAACACUCUUUUGAACAUGCCAAUGCUAUUGCUGAAACUGAUAUUCUGACUAUUGUACUAGCGAUGUACAACUGUCCACUGAGUUCUAAAAAAUUAAAAAGUAAAUGUAAAGUGACACUAAAAUUAGUACUACAAAACUGUAUAAAAAUUGAAGUUUUAAAAACAUUAUUAUCUGACUGCCCAUCAGAUAUUCUUAAAUAUAUUUUAAAUCAAUUUACUAAGAUUUUGCCAAUAGAUUCUAAAGCUAGACAAUUAUUUAUUACUACUGGAGGCUUGAAGGAGAUUCAAAAUAUAAAAGCUCUUCCUGAUUCGAAUCUAUCAAGACUUGUGAAAAUCAUUAAAUGUUGCUUUCCUGAAGAAAUUAUCAGGCUCUAUUCUCCAGGUUACUCAGAUAGUCUUCUAAAAACUGUAGAGCAUUAUCAACCCAAUUGCUUACUUAAUGAGGAAAUAUUCACAAUGUUCAAUGAUAAUGGUGGUUUGUAUACAAUUCAACAAAAAUAG